Messenger RNA from Pisolithus orientalis, 720 nucleotides. RefSeq lists its product as uncharacterized. The transcript is spliced from 4 exons. Lineage: Eukaryota; Fungi; Basidiomycota; Agaricomycetes; Boletales; Pisolithaceae. The record is from RefSeq and is a predicted model, not a curated record. Bases 1 to 720 code for a protein of 239 amino acids.
AUGAAGUGGAUGGUGGCUUUUGGCUUUGACAAGUCAUCUGCUAGCAGCAGGCUCACUAUCAUUGAGCGCUGUACCCAGAUUGCCCAAGCCCUGUUCAUUACAGACAAACCUGGCACACCAUUUGGACCAGCAGAUCUAAAGAAGCUGAUGGAAGCUGUGAAAAAUUGUAUUUCAAGCCUUUGCACAACUUACAAUGACUACUGCAAGCAACUUGGUGAGACUGGGCAUGGUCUCAUUGUUUCAGACUGUGAACAUGAUAUUACACCUGGGUCUGAGAUUGCAAAGGUUUAUGGCACUAGCCCCAUAGCUGGUUGUGUAGCCAUAUCCAACAGUACUUCAUCUCUUGACCUCUCUGUUCUUGACAGACUCAAGAAUGAUGCUGAUGUCUUUGAUAAAGGUGGAGACAUCACUGAAAGUGCUCCCUGUGACUUGUCACCAUUGAACAACUCCCAUCUUGGUUCUCCUGGGUUUGAUAUUGAAUGGCCACCUAGCAAGGGGGAGGUGACUGCCCCACUGUCCAUUCCUGAGCCCAAGGCAAAGCUCACAGUGAAACAUCCUGCAUCACCCUGCACAGGCUACUCUUCAGUCAAGAGGAAAAUGACCCCACAGGAGCUUGCAUGUGAGAUUGUGGAAGGUGAGUGUGCAGCUCAACUGCAGAUGAGUCUCAAUAGUGCAAAAGAGAAGACUAGACAGGAGUGUGUCAAGGGGGAGGCUGCAUGA